This is a messenger RNA of Nerophis ophidion (straightnose pipefish), 2398 nucleotides long. It is a transcript of the gene ccdc69, whose product is annotated as coiled-coil domain containing 69. Lineage: Eukaryota; Metazoa; Chordata; Actinopteri; Syngnathiformes; Syngnathidae. The record is from RefSeq and is a predicted model, not a curated record. Bases 410 to 1282 code for a protein of 290 amino acids. Gene Ontology annotation, molecular function: microtubule binding. The transcript is spliced from 9 exons. Gene Ontology annotation, cellular component: nucleus; cytoplasm.
UUUAACGAUAGUGGGGAAGUAUAUUUAACGUAUCCUGCACAGUGAUUUAUUUAUUUAUUUAUUAGUUUAUGCCCUAAAUUGUGUCAAAUUACAGAAAUGUCCUGAUUUUAGUGAAUUAUUUAUGUAAACACGUUUAAGUUAGAGUCAAAUCAACGGCGUAACGUUUUUCUUCAGUAGUUUCCAAACCUCGGAAGUUCCCCAGUGGUCCGGAAGCUGAAGUUCACAAAGUGUCUUUGAACGCCUCAGCGGCUCGAGCCGGGCGGGCUGUUUGUUGAGGAACUUUUGUGGCGAUUGUUUGAUGCUUGGCAACUUUUCAGGCGGGGAGGUUGAAGAAAAACAAAGACGACGCGGGACUAGAAAGGCGUCGAGCGCAGCCUGAGAAGAGCGGCUUCACGGCGGAAGUGAAGGCAUGGGCUGCGGCCAAAGCAAGAAAGGUAAGAAAGGCAACAAGUCCACCAAAGAUGGAGGUAAGCGUCACGCUAACGUGGCGUUGGAGAAACAACUGGAGCGCUUCGAGUGGCAGAUGACCAUUCUCAAAGAAGUGCUCUCAGCCAAUGGCGGCGCAGAGAGGGCGGAGCUUCUCAAGGAACACGCCGACGAAGAAGUGUGCACGCUUGUGCUCGGCAUCCUCGACAAGGUGAAGACAGAGACGGCAGCUCAUGUCAACCUUGUCCAUCAACAACAAAGUCAAAAAGUAUCAGAGCGACACCAGCAACACGUGCACGAGCUGACUCAAGCUCACGAGGAGGUCAAAGGUCAGCUGAUUGAGAGGUUCCACAAGGCUGAGAACACGUUGAAGGACGAGGUAAGUGAGCUGAAGGCGGAGCUAGAGUGUUUCAAGCGGCUGAAGAGGCGUGUCCAAGACUGUACCUUCAAGAAGGAUCUGAUCAGAAACAUCAAGUCGCAUGGCAGUCCAGGUGCAUUCUGGGAGUCUGAGCAGGAGUCUUUACUGUUCGUCAUCGAGAUGAAGAGUGAGCGCGUGCAGGAACAAAACAUGAAGUUGCAGCAGAUGGAAGAACUGACAGAGAAGAACAAGAGUGUGGAGGAGCGUCUAACUCAAGUAUCACAGCACAACGACGAUCUGAGAGGACGUCUGGACAACACACACACUGUCUUAAUGCAGCUGUCCAGGGAGCAUCAGGACAUGAAGGUGGCGCUAGAGAGGCAACUGGCGCUCAACCAGACUCUUGACCGAGAAAAGGAGCUGCUCCUCUUCAAGAUGGCGGACUCGUGUCCCUCCAUCAACGUGGCCGCGGUCUUGUCCCAAGUCACGCCGCUGUGAGCGUCACGCCGUCCUCUUUUGUCCUCGCAAGCUUCGAGUGGAUGAACCACAGACAAAAGUACCACUUUUUAUUUCAAGCUCUUGUUCAAAGUAUUUUACAAAAAAAAACAAAAAAACGUUUUUACGACAUGUUUACUGACCUUAAAAGGAAAUCCUUCCUGUGCCAAACGGUUGGAGUUUCUUCUGACUGAUUGUUUUGUGUUGCUGCUAGCAUGUUAGCAGAAUGUUAGCAUCAUGUUAGCAUGUCAGCAUCAUGUUAGCAUGUUAGCAUCAGGUUAGCAUGUUAGCAUCAUGUUAGCAUGUUAGCAUUAUGUUAGUAUGUUAGCAACAUGUUAGCAUUGUCAUGCCAAAUUUCUUCUUCCUACAAAAACCUUCCCCCCGGAAGACAUUUGGCGUGACAGCCCCUCUAAUGCCCGAAGGACCCCAAUGAGGGUGGAAGGACCUUAAAGCAGUCCACACAGCUGCCUGUUUUAAAGCAUUAUAAUUGGCUGACUGUCAUUGGUGACAAAUAACAGUGAGGAAAAAAUAUUAGCAUUCCAGCAUGCUAACCUUUCAAGCUAUUUUUGCUUUGCUAAUUUUGCAGCUGUAACCCUUAAAAGUCAUAUAACUUGGUUAAAGCAGCCCACACAGCUGCCUGUUUUAAAAUCAUUAUAAUUGGCUGAUUGCCAUUGGUGAAAAAUAACGGUGAGGAAAAAAUAUUAGCAUUCCAGCAUGCUUACCUUUCAAGCUAUUUUUGCUUCGCCUUUUUUGCAGCUGUAAUACCAAGUCAUAUAACUUGGUAUUAUCACGCCCUCAUUGGGGUCCUUCAGGCAUUAGAGGGGCUGUCACGCCAAAUGUCUUCCGGGGCGAAGGUUUUUUGUAGGGGGGAAGACAUUUGGCGUGACAAUAUGUUAGCUUCAUGUUAGCAUGUUAGCAUCAUGUUAGCAUGUAGCUCGACCAUCCUGGUCCUGUGCCAAAAAAAAAAAGCGUGUUCAGUGUUGUGAAAAUGAGAAUUGUUGUCAAGCACUCGCACUUUUUCACAUGCAUGUUAACUUUUUAUUGUUACAUUGAGGAAAAUGUAUUAUUUUUUUUUUCUUUGAGUGGGGUCAAAAAUCUCAAUAAAAAGUUCACAACAAC